CUCCUCGCGCUGGCUGCGGCCGGUGGAAAGCUUCYGGGAUCGGGAUGAGGUCAGCCCACAGAGUCGGUCCCGACACGAACCUCAAACGGGACGGUCCACUUCCGAAUCAUGACCGGACCUUCAGSCCGCAGCUGAACCGAGCCGACAUGGACUAACAGGAGCGGGAAGAGUCCGCUUCAAGUCCGGGGCUGACCCGGAUCUGGUUUCAGGACGGACCGCUUCUGUUAAUGGAAACCAUCUGUUAAUAAUACAGAGACCUGCAGGGAGACCAGAACCAGGACCUGCAGGGACACCAGAACCAGGACCUGCAGGGAGACCAGAACCAGGACCUGCAGGGACACCAGAACCAGGACCUGCAGGGACACCAGAACCAGGACCUGCAGGGAUCUGGACUGGUUCUAAUGGUCUCUUGGUUCCUCCUAGGCGGCGGCAUGGCGUCCCGGUUUCUGGACCGUCUGAAGCGCUCGCUCUUUAAGGAUGGKGCGGCGGUGGGACAAGAACAGGAAGUGGGCGGCGGCGAACAGGAAGUGGAGGGCUUCAGUCAGGACAGGUGGGAGGCGGAGCUUGAGGAGGAGGAGGAGUGUGUGAGUGAGCGGCUGGGGGGCACGCUGAGCUUCGACACCGGAGCGGGCGGGUCGGAGGACGGCGCCGAGGGGCGGGACAGCGACUCGAUGGAGGAGGGGCCCAGCAGCACAGAUACCAGUCCAGGAGGCGUGUCCCCUGUAGGCCCCGCCCCCUCCUCUCUGCUGACUCGUCUGCGGGGCCUCAGCGGGGGCGGUCCGCUGCACGGCGGGAGGCGACAGCCGGACGGGUUGUUGUUCGAGGUGACGGACGCCAGCGCGGUCCAGGARGGUACCUCCAAAUACGUGCUCUACACCAUCCACGUCAUCCAGGCCGGCGGCAGCGAUAAGACCCCCGCUGUCAUCACCCGCCGCUACUCGGACUUCCAGCGCCUCCACGCCACGCUGCGCCGGAACCACGCCGACCACAUGGAGCGCGUCUCCUUCCCCCGUAAGAAGCUGCGCAGGAACUUCACGGCUGAGACCAUCGCCAGGCGCAGCCGGGCCUUCGAGCAGUACCUGUCCCACCUGUGCUCCCUGCCCGUCCUGGGGGCGGCGCCCAGCAUCCGCCGCUUCUUCUACCUGAGCGACCUGGAGGAGGGGCAGCUGCUCAUCAGGGCGGGGCGUUUCCAGGAGGCGCUGGGGCCGCUGCUCAACGCCAAGAGACUCCAGCUCAAACUGGGCUGGGCCUGUAACCACGGCAACCAGACCUCGCCCCCGGCCUCUCCUCAUUGGUUCUUCACCACGGUGGGGCUGCUGUACUGCUUCCAGGAGGCGGAGCAGCUGGAGGAGGCUCGGGACCACUGUGACCACGCCCUCUGCGUUCUGAUCAAUAAGCCCCUCCCACRGCAGCCGGACGGCCCCCACCCGCUCCUGCUGCCGUUGCUCCGGGCGAUGAUCCGGCUGUCGUGGCAGACAGGAAGAGACAAGACGCAGUGGGAGGAGCUUCUGCAGGGCCAGGGGGCGGAGCCUGACACUCAGCUGACCAUCAGAGAGUUUCUGGUCCAACAGAACCUGCAGGAGAGCGACGGCGAGAGCUAAACAGGAAACGCACCGCAGAUUUUCAAAGUAAAGGUCAGAUGUCUAUAAGGGGAAAAA
Austrofundulus limnaeus is the source of this 1658-nucleotide messenger RNA. RefSeq names its product sorting nexin family member 21 (gene snx21). The transcript has 6 exons. The coding region runs from base 402 to 1601 and encodes 399 amino acids. Gene Ontology annotation, molecular function: phosphatidylinositol phosphate binding. The record is from RefSeq and is a predicted model, not a curated record. Gene Ontology annotation, cellular component: early endosome membrane. NCBI's taxonomy places the organism in Eukaryota, Metazoa, Chordata, Actinopteri, Cyprinodontiformes, Rivulidae. Gene Ontology annotation, biological process: protein transport.